This is a messenger RNA of Salvia splendens (bonfire salvia), 2947 nucleotides long. RefSeq names its product protein REVEILLE 6. The transcript is spliced from 8 exons. Gene Ontology annotation, molecular function: DNA binding. The coding region runs from base 1555 to 2523 and encodes 322 amino acids. Lineage: Eukaryota; Viridiplantae; Streptophyta; Magnoliopsida; Lamiales; Lamiaceae. The record is from RefSeq and is a predicted model, not a curated record.
AUUAAUUGCUUCUCAUGGAUGAUUAUUCAAAGCAGUCCUAAGGUUUUAAUUUAAUUACAAAAAUACCUUAGGAUACUUCUUUGACUACAACUCUACAAAUACCCUUCAAAGAUUUUUACUACAAAUAGCUUGCUUAGUAGCAUUAUUUGCAACGUAUUGAGAUUCUGAGAUCUACUCCUUUUGUGCAUAUGAUUCUAUUGCUAGAUUUGCAAUUUUUUUUAUAAAUGCAUAACGUGGAAUACAUGGAGUAUCGUUUGUUAUAAUUUUUUUUUACAAUUUCUUCUACAUUAUGAUAUACUACUACUAUUUGAUCCAAGCAAAACUGAUUAUUUGAUGUAGUAUUUCAACAAAUAAUACAAACAACUCAAUAAAGGUAAUGUCAUCAAUGUCACGUGCGAGCAUUGGCAAUGGGGAGCCAAUCUUCCGGGCCCAUGAUCGGCCCCUCUCACUCACUCCAAAUAGCCGUUCCAACGGCCAUGGUCGAUCACCAUAGGGCCAUAAUCGGUCCACCAAUCAAAUUAAUAUUUUUUGAAAUUAUUUUUAAACCCUCUACAUAUACUUCCAUAUCUCAUUAUUUACAUUUACGGAUUCACCCCUUCAUUCUCACUCUAUACUUCUUUUUAUCUCUCUAGACAAUGAAUUUCGACAAUUCUUCACAAAAUUCCGGUUAUGAAACUAAUAUAUCGGCGGAACCCAAUUUCCCGCUUGGAAUCAAUUUUACUUUACUCAUUUUUUCUUCUCUUUUACUUUAUCAAUUUCUUAUUAAAACUCGUGUUGUCCACAAAUGAAAUUAUUUAUUUUAGACGGUGGGAGUAUCAUUUAACUCAUUGGUUACUACUGUCCACAUAUAAUACCAUAAGUGUCAUAUUAGACGAACAAUUUCAAACUUAAUAAUUUUUUCAACUAAAUUUUUAUAAUAAUACAUAAUUGACCAAAUUUGAUUAUUUUUUCACAGAUAAACCUUUAUGAUAUCGUGCAUCCGAUACAAUUUACAUGGAUUAUGUUACACACCAUGUUGGAGCACUAUACAUUAUACAACCAUGUAAAACGUUAAACGUUACGAUAGCACCCUGUCGUCGUUAACUUUCCUUGGAAAGCUUGUAAUAAAAGUAAUAAUUUCCCUGAAAGUUAGGUCUCCAAAAUAAAGAUAAGAUAAAAAAUUAUAGGCAUAAUUUUUUAAAAGAGAAACAUAAGCAGUUUUACUAAGAGACAGAAUUUCAAAUAACGAGCAAUAGAAGAGUGACACCUCACCCUGCCUAAACAUAACUACUAUCACCAUCUUUCGACACGUGUUCGGCUCAGAUCUCUUCCCUCUUCUCCCCAACACAGAGUCGGUUAUUUUCCAUAAACCCGUCGCUUUCCAUUUCUUCCCUCACCAAAAAACCCAAUUUCAAUUUUCGCGAACCCAAAUUCAAUCCGAUUUCCCCAAACACAGAUUGGAUUUCUCCUUCUAUAUUCUACACGCUACUCAAAUCUUCUUACCUUUGCUUGAUUCAUUAUUUUGAUUCCGCGUCUCUGGAUUGGAUGAGCUGAAUUUGAAGUGUUUGAUCAUACAUGGUGUCGGUGUACCGGAGUCCACCGCCGGAUCAGGAUUUUUCGCAUUUUCGCGGUUUUUACAUGAGCGGAGAUCCCUCGAAAAUGCCGGCAGCGGAUGGAGGUAAAGGUAUUCUGCUUCCGAUGGCACCGGAAGUGAAUGCGGCCGAUGAUGCGAAUAAGAAGAUCCGGAAGCCUUACACGAUCACGAAAUCUAGAGAGAGCUGGAGUGAGCAGGAGCAUGAUAAAUUUCUCGAAGCGCUUCAGCUAUUUGAUCGUGACUGGAAAAAGAUUGAAGCAUUUAUUGGGUCAAAGACAGUUAUCCAGAUACGCAGCCAUGCUCAGAAGUAUUUUCUCAAAGUCCAGAAGAAUGGUACAAGCGAGCAUGUACCUCCUCCACGUCCAAAGAGAAAAGCUGCUCAUCCUUAUCCACAGAAGGCCUCAAAAAAUGUUGUACCUCGAACCGCAGGUCCUGGGCAAUCUUCAGUUGCUCAAGUGGAGACCGGGUAUGCUGUAAGACGCGAUCCGUUUUCAGUUCCCAGUAAUCCUAUCAGCAGUUCACCAUUGUCUUCUUGGAGUUACAAUGUUGUGCCGGCAGGAUGUUUGCCAAAUAUUGCAAAAGACGAUGUUGGAUUAGCUAGUGUUGCCAAUAAUUAUAGCAGUAGCAGCAAUGAUUGCACUCCACGUGUAUGGAAAUCUAAUGAGAUGGAUCAUGAAGUAAAAGUGAAGCAAUGCAACACAACAAAAGAUAUGCCAGAUUUUGCUCAAGUUUAUGGUUUCAUUGGUAGUGUCUUUGAUCCUACUGCAACUGAUCACCUGCAAAGACUAAGGAAAAUGGAGCCUAUAAAUGUUGAGACGGUACUCAUGCUGAUGAAGAACCUGUGUGUCAAUUUGGCGACCCCUGAAUUUGAGGAUCAUAGAAAGUUGCUCUCUUCAUAUAAAGUGGCAACCGAAAAUGUCAGUGCUGGGAGUGAAAUCCAGUCUGCAUAGAGUCCUUGAAAAGCAUUAUCUGAAUCUGAACCUCAAGAGCUCGCUAUCAUCAAAAAUUGGUGGAGAUGUUUCUACUUGUUGCUUUAUGAUGGUGGCGAUAGUUGCAGCCUUGGAUGAUGGUGUUGUUGAAGCACUUCCUUGUACCGUCUCGAUGGCCAUGGUGUUAUCCUAGAAGUUUGUUAGCUUAAGAGAGAGAGAAUGAUGAUUUGAGUGGUUGGUGUGUGUGAUCAAGUGUUGGGAGUAGGUUUCUCUGUUCAUGUACAGUCUUGGCUUCUUCUCAUGAUUUCUUCAGAGUUCAUGCAAUGUUUUGGUGUUAGUAAUUUAAUAGUAGUUAGUAUGUUGGAAAGCAAACACUCCUAUGCAAGAUGAUCGAUUUGAUUAGUUGCACAUAUAAAUAAAUAAACCUUUGAAGUUGGCAUUGUAA